UUCCUAUAAAAAAUAAAACCAGCAACAAUGCAGUGAAUAAAUUCUGCAGUGAUUAUCUGAUUUAUGUACGAAGAAAAAGAGAAGCCAAACACAGACAGCUCUUAUGCACUGUGGCAUUUACAAGGCACUGCAUUUAAUGCAGAGAGAUGUUAUACAUUGAUUCUGACAACUGUAAAAGGAGAGAUCAUGGAAAAGUCAAGUAGUGAGGAUUCUUCAAUUCACCGGAGUCCAUCUUUGGACAGCAAAGACUCAGAUUUUGCUAAACCAUCUACCUCAGGGAGGCAAUUUGUUCGAGGUUUUACUGCUGGAGCUUUCUAUGGUACAACUGGAUCACGCACACAGAGCCACACUGGCGUCGGAACCGGCGUUGGGACUGGGACUGGCGUAAAAAGUGACAAAUACAGUGCACCCAAAGGCAGCAAAUACGUGGUCUUUUACCUGGAUCUAUCCUUUGUUUUCCUUUUAGAAUUUAAGAAGUGCAACAUGGCAAGAGGCUGCCUGUGUUGUUUGAAAUACAUGAUGUUCCUUUUCAAUUUAAUAUUUUGGUUAUGUGGCUGUGGGCUGCUGGGUGUGGGCAUCUGGCUGUCAGUGUCACAAGGAAACUUUGCCACGUUUUCUCCUAGCUUUCCAUCGCUUUCAGCUGCCAACCUUGUCAUUGCCAUUGGCACAGUCAUCAUGGUGACCGGCUUCCUGGGCUGCCUAGGUGCUAUCAAGGAAAACAAGUGCCUCCUGUUGAGUUUUUUCAUCGUUUUGCUGAUAAUUCUUCUGGCGGAGCUGAUACUACUCAUAUUGUUCUUUGUUUAUAUGGACAAGGUUAGUGAGAGUGCAAAGAAGGAUUUGAAGGAAGGAAUGAAGCUAUACAAUUCAGAAAAUAAUGUUGGACUGAAAAAUGCAUGGAAUAUCAUUCAAGCAGAGAUGAAAUGCUGUGGUGUGAAUGAUUUUACUGAUUGGUACCCAGUACUAGGAGAAAACACUGUCCCAGACCGAUGUUGUACAGAAAACUCCCAAGACUGUGGUCGGAACUCUACUGAGUUAGUGUGGAGAACGGGAUGUUAUGAGAGAGUUAUGACCUGGUUCGAUGAAAAUAAACAUGUCCUUGGUAUGAUUGGGAUGUGCAUUCUCAUAAUGCAGAUUCUUGGCAUGGCCUUCUCCAUGACGCUCUUCCAGCAGAUUCACAGGACUGGCAAAAAAUAUGAUGCCUAAAGCCUCUGAAACAUUAUCACAUCAACUCUUCUGUCUCAUCAUAAAAAUGAACAAAAGGAAUGACCACAGAGAGCAUCAAGCCUGGCCCUACUGAGGGAAUCCAUCCCAUUGACCAAUCUACUUCGUUGUUACUUGUCCAGAUAUUAUCACAACUGCUUAUUUGACUCAUUUUUUUAAUCUGUUUCAUAUUUGCCAUUUAUUUGCCAAAGAGGGGGAAACCCCCCCCAAACAAAUGGAUUUUCUACAUGAAGUCAUAGAUCUGUUCUAAGAAUGUUUCUUAUGAAAAUGUAUUGCUCUACUAAUCCAUGCUAUAUGUGCAAAAUUUAUACGUGUUCAACUUCAAGAGAGAAUUCUUCAAAGUCUUCCAUUAACUCAUCAACCUUCACGUCCAAUUUACUGGGAGACUUGGAAAAGCCACUAACUGAGAGACCUAGGAAUUGGAGCUGUUUGCCUUUGCAGCUUCUUGUACCUUACGGUGUAUACUUUUUAUUAUGAUAAUUAUUAUUAUUAAGAUGAUGGAUAUAGCUUAGAAUUUAGUUGCCUGACUUAUAACUUCUUACUGGUUUUGGUUUUACACAUUUAUCAUACAUUAAUUUGGGAACCACUGUGCGAUCUCCAGAGGACAUCAUCUUCAAAUUAGACAGCUGGUGCUGACAAAUAAAGACAUAACUUUUCUCAAGUCAGUGGGAAGGCAUUGUCUAACUUUAUCAGGACUUUGAUGCCCUUACUGUAACAAAGGUGGUUCCUUUCAAAUCAGGGGCUUUUUCCUCAAAUGGAAUGCAAUCCCUUCCCAUUGGAACAAACGGAGAAUUUCCUACUCCUGUAAGGCAGAGUUCCAAUGCCUUUACUCACCCAAAGCAGAGUCUGGCUGCCUUCAUGCCAUGCUAAUUGAAUGCUAAAAGUGCUGUCCGAGCAACUUACUGCUCCCUGGCACAAAGUAGAAAAAUUGCAGCCUGACUGCUGACUAGUGGCAACACACUUCAUAGACUGUGUUUUCUGCUGCACAAAGUUUGUCCCAGACAUGGCAUGCUGCUGGAUAUGAAGGAAGGGGAUGGCAAUUUGAUGGCAACAUUGUCAUGCUAGACCCUUCAUUGAAGGAAUUUCCUCAGGCAGAUGACAGCUCUGUCCCUGAGCUGAAAAAGGUGGUUUGAUUAAAGGUGACCAAAUGAUGCAGCAAAGAGGCACUUUCCAUAGCGACUCAGAGACAAUAUGUGUUGCCACACCUUCAGGAAGAGUUGAUUAGCACUAACAAAUUGCCAAGUCCAUCCAAUAGUAUAGUUCAGAGUUUGGUGCAAUGCAUAUUUUUUACCAACAUUCCUAUUAGAAAACUUGAACAUAUAUUUCUCUAGUUUAUAUACUGCUUCAUUGCAAGCAGCCUGCAUUUACCUUUUUCUCAAGGUUCUUGCUGUUUUGUGAAGGAAGAGGGAAAGGCUCAGACAUUGGAGAAGGUUCAGAUUUAACUCCAGUCAGGGCUCGACUCUGAAAUAAGUCGAAAGAUCUCUGAAUGAAACACUGUGGUUUUUAUUAGCAGCAGUCAGAAGUGACUUUCAGAGGUUACCAAUGUCACUUUCAAAGGAGUAGUGUAAUCUAGGUGAGAUGGGGUUUACUGUGACAUUAUUGGACUGAGUUUCAGAAGCUAUUGAGGAUGGAUAUUUUGUGCCUUUCAGAGCCAUGCCACAUCAAAGUACUCCUCUGGUAAACAAGUGUCUCUUAAUAUCCAGUCUGAAUAUUUGUUAAACAGUUAGAAGAUACAAUUUUCAUUAUAUCAUUCAGCCUAUCUUUUCUUUGUGGGCUGAAAUAGCUGUUGAGCCACUUCAUAUCUGGGAGGUUUUAGUCUCCUUUUUAUCUUCCUAAUAGGUCCUGCAUGCAUCUGUACAUCUGGCAGCAACAGUGUUUUGUGUGGCCUAUGUGUCACUUUUUUGAGUUCCUAUGAAAUCAAUAUGACAGGAAGGAGCGUGAAUGUGAGAGAGAUAGAGAUGAAUCUGAGUGUUGCAGUGAAGAAGGAGGUUACUAUUCUUAGAGCGUGGCCCUUGCCCUUAUCAGCACAAGACCCAGUUUCAGAGGGCUCGUUUCCCACUGAAGCAGAUAAUGCCAUAUAGGUUAUUUCACUUGGACUGAAAGCGUAAUAACAGGUUUUACCUCCAUUUCCAACAAAACUGGGACCAGGAGCAUCUGAGUCCCACUGGAGAUGGAUGUUACAUGUUGAAGAAGGAGCUCUGAUGCCGGGUGUUAUUGCUGCUAUGUGUAAAACUAUCUAAAGUUGCUAAGAUGUGUUCCCAUUUUUGCAAGAAAAGACAAGAUGAUUUUCAUAGGAUGACUCCACUGCAUUCCCCUUUGGGCAGAGGUGCUUAGCUUUCUCUAGAUUUCUCCAGCAUUCAAAAAGAGCAGGGCGCAGGGCUGAGCAGGAGCAUGAUCUCUGUCCUUUUGGAUCACACAGUGGUACCUGUCACAUCUUAAAUUUUAAUUUUCAGCCAAUUUUUGUACAAAAAAAAAAAAAAAAAAAGGUAAGACAUAUUAGUGAAAGUAAUAAGGAAAUAAAAAUGUGUAUGAGUAACUCAGAGAUGAAAUGUGUAGUUGCAAACUGAGCUACUUUGCCUUCCAUCUAAACUUAUUUUUCUAGAAUGCUUCUUUCCAUUUCAUGAUCUAGUAGCAUGGAUCCUGAAAUCUUUUUUAAUGACUACUUUUGGCAUUUUAAGCACAGCAUUAAGUGAGAUAGUUGCAUGAGCUUCAUGUAUUCAUCUCUAUGAAGCCACCUACAGGAAAAGAGUCAAAAGCAGGGCUGUUUUUUGUCUCUAGCUGACUCUCAGAUGUGGGAGGUGAUUACAGACAUCCUGAAAGGAUCAGAAAAGUAAUGCCAUUUUCCAGGCAAAAAAAACCCCAGCCCUGGAAAGUGUGAGGCUGCAUCAGUCAGUUUGUCAGAGAAGGCACUAACUGUCCUGUAAACUGGUCAAGGGGAGCUUUGUCUCAUGUAUGUAUGCACUUUUUUUGCUUUUGCUGGUGGGUGGCUGUCUGUGUGUUUUCCCCAAAUGUCACUCUGAUUAUUUAAGUUUUUAGCAUGUUUUAAAAUAAAACCUGAUACUGAGUAAAAGUAUCUAA
Molecule: messenger RNA, 4299 nt
Organism: Calypte anna (Anna's hummingbird)
Lineage: Eukaryota; Metazoa; Chordata; Aves; Apodiformes; Trochilidae
Gene: TSPAN9
Product: tetraspanin 9
Cellular component (GO): membrane
Source: RefSeq, a predicted model, not a curated record